Fraxinus pennsylvanica is the source of this 1035-nucleotide messenger RNA. NCBI's taxonomy places the organism in Eukaryota, Viridiplantae, Streptophyta, Magnoliopsida, Lamiales, Oleaceae. The record is from the annotation of a GenBank genome assembly.
AUGUCGGUUUCUUCAUCAUACUGGUGUUACACAUGCGACCGAUUCGUUACCGUUUGGACCCAGGAUUCCGUCACUUGCCCCGAUUGUAAUGGUGGGUUCGUGGAAGAAAUCGACACUCCUGACCGGCGCAGCCGUUUCCCCGCUGCCUCCAUGUACAUGAUGGAAACCCCGGAACCCAGUCCCCGCUUGGGGUCGGGAUCCAGCUCGAGGCUCAGAAGGAGCCGCAGGAAUGGGGGUGACCGUUCACCUUUUAACCCGGUCAUCGUGCUCCGUGGGCCGAACGAGGGAGGAGGUGGACCGGCAGCUGGAGGAUUUGAACUGUAUUACGAUGAUGGAGCUGGAACAGGUUUGCAGCCGCUGCCUGCUAGUAUGUCUGAGUUUUUGCUCGGAUCGGGUUUUGACAGAUUGCUAGACCAGUUGGCUCGAAUUGAGGCUAAUGGUAUCGGGCGAAUCGACAUUAAUCCUCCAGCCUCAAAGGCCGCUAUCGAAUCGAUGCCCACAAUUGAGAUAAUUGAUGAGCAUAUUGCCACUGAGUCUCACUGUGCAGUUUGUAAGGAGGCUUUCAAGCUGCGAAGUGAGGCUCGAGAAAUGCCUUGCAAGCAUUUAUACCAUCAGGAUUGCAUCUUACCGUGGCUGUCAUUGAGGAAUUCGUGUCCAGUUUGCAGGUAUGAGUUGCCCACUGAUGGUAAUAACUAUGGUAAUAGCAAUAGUGACCCAAGUGAAGUGCAUAGAGGAGUAAACGAGGUGGGGAGUGGUGAUGAGACUGUUGGAUUGACGAUAUGGAGAUUGCCUGGUGGUGGGUUUGCUGUGGGCCGUUUUUCGGGAGGGAGGAGGGAUGGGGAGAGGCAGUUGCCAGUGGUAUAUACUGAGAUGGAUGGUGGGUUUAAUAACAAUGGCGUUCCAAGAAGGAUUUCGUGGGGCUCUAGAGGGAGUGUGUCACGGGAGAGGGGUGGAUUCAGGAGGGUUCUGCACAGCUUGUUUGCUUGUUUUGGCAGGGGUAGACCAUCAACUUCUAAUUCUAGCUUGGAUUAUUAA